AUGGGGACUCAGGUGGCGGCUAUGGCUCAUCUGUUCAUGCCAUUAGUGAACUCCUCAGUUGGCCAAGCUACGCCUAGGCUUGGGACCGUCUGGAAGGUAGAUUCCAAGACCUUACCCAGGGCCGCAGGGCCGUACGAGAGUACGAAGAAGAGUUCAACCGACUCUGACGGUUUGUUGGAAGGGAACUCGAGGACGAGACAGUCCAGCACCGUCGGAGAGCUUGUUGAACGUGUAGCUCUUUUGGAGUCUAACUUGGCCGAAGAAGCCAAGCUUAAGACGAAGUUUAAGUCUGUCCCGACGGGUAAGACUAACGACCGAAAGAGGAAGUGGGACCAAGUUGACGGAGGCAAGGCCUCUAGUGGACGACCUGAAUGUCCCAAGUAUGGUAAGAACAAUCCAGGUGAAUGCUGGAAAGCCAUGGGAGCUUGUGUGAGAUGUGGCAGCUUGCAUCACUCCAUCCGAGAUUCCACUCGACCAAGCCGGACUCAGGGCCAAUCCAGUGGCAGCGGCUCUCGGACUUGUUUCCAUUGCGGCCAAAGUGGACACUUCCAAAGUGAAUGUCCCAAGCGGCAAGGAGGACAAGGGAAGGGUUGUGGAGACACGGGAAAGUCGACCCAGACCAGGCCGACCACAACACCAAGGGUGUAUGAGCUGUCCCGAGACGACGGCACUUCAGGAUCGUUUGAUUCGGUCUCUGGUAAUUUCUGA
Brassica napus (rape) is the source of this 708-nucleotide messenger RNA. Its product is annotated as cold shock domain-containing protein 3-like. Lineage: Eukaryota; Viridiplantae; Streptophyta; Magnoliopsida; Brassicales; Brassicaceae. Gene Ontology annotation, molecular function: nucleic acid binding; zinc ion binding. Bases 1 to 708 code for a protein of 235 amino acids. The record is from RefSeq and is a predicted model, not a curated record. The transcript has 3 exons.